CGCUAUUUGGCUCAUCUCUAGUGAGGAUUUCUGGUGCAUUAAUUAAUUGUGUUGUUAUGGAGAGGUGUGUCGUGCAUGGCACCAUCUAUUUAAAUUUAUGCAGAACAGACUGGGAAAAUUAGCCAUGUCUUUACAAAGUGCACUUGUGGUUAAACAGGAAUCAAAUGACCAAGCAAUACAAUUUAUGGAUUUAAAAUCAGAUGUAACAUUGGCAAUUUUAACUUUAGAAGAUGUGAAACCAAAUUCAACAUUGCUUUCAACUUCAAAUGUUAUCAAUCAAAAUAUAUCAUCACAAUCUUCACCUUUUGAAGUCAAGUCAAAUGAAACAGUUCCAUUUUCAACUUCAGAUCAACAAUCAGAUGAAACAUUUUAUUAUUCUAAAGAUAUGAAACCAAAUGUUUCAACAGAAUUUUUAAGUUGUGAUGUUAUGAAAAAGGAUAUAUUAACAUUUUCAACAUUUAGUGGUGAAAACAAAAAUACCUUAGAUGUUAAAAGACAGCUUGAAUAUUUACCAGAUUUAGAUGCUUUUAUUGAAAAUUUUACAGUUUUAAAAUCAGAUCUUCAUCAUGAUUUAAAAGAACUCAAGGAAUUGCAUAAAGAAGUUAUUGAUAAUUUUCCAACAAUGUAUGAGCUCAGGGAUAAGGGACUGAAGACAUAUAAGUGUGAUAUGUGUUGUCAAAGAUUUACUCAAUUUAAUCAUAUUACACAACAUAUGAAAACUCACACAAGAAAGAAUUUAUAUGGGUAUGAUUUUCAUCAGCAACAAGGUGCUAUGAACAGUCAUGUAAAACAGCUUAAGAAAAUAAACAAGAAGUUUUCUCUGCAUAAAUUACAUCCUGAAGACAGAUGCAAUAAAAGUUUUAAUAGUAAAUAUCUUUUAUCUCAACAUAAAAAUAUUCAUGCACAAAUCAGACCACAUGAAUGUGAUGUGUGUCAUAAAAAGUUCACUAUGAAGAGUAAUUUAUCUGAACAUAAAAAUACACAUUCUAAUCUCAAGAGAUAUGAAUGUGAUGUGUGUCAUAAAAAGUUUGCUCAUAAAUCUAGUUUAUGUACACACAAAAUUAUUCACUCUGGACAUAAGCCAUAUGAAUGUGAUGUGUGUCAUACAAACUUUGCUCAGAAGAAUAGUUUGAUUAUGCACAAAAAUAUUCAUUCUGGAAUUAAACCACAUGAAUGUGUUGUGUGUCAUAAAAAGUUUGCUUAUAAAUCUAGUUUAUAUACACACAAAAUUAUUCACUCUGGACAUAAGCCAUAUGAAUGUGAUGUGUGUCAUAAAAAGUUUGCUCAUAAAUCUAGUUUAUGUACACACAAAAUUAUUCAUUCUGGACAUAAGCCAUAUGAAUGUGAUGUGUGUCAUACAAACUUUGCUCAGAAGAAUAGUUUGAUUAUACACAAAAAUAUUCAUGCUGGAAUUAAACCACAUGAAUGUGAUGUGUGUCAUAAAAAGUUCACUACGAAGAAUUCUUUAUCUGACCAUAAAAAUAUACAUUCUAAUCUCAAGCCAUAUGAAUGUGAUGUUUGUCAGAAAAAGUUUGCUCAUAAAUCUAGUUUAUGUACACACAAAAUUAUUCACUCUGGACAUAAGCCAUAUGAAUGUGAUGUGUGUCAUACAAACUUUGCUCAGAAGAAUAGUUUGAUUAUACACAAAAAUAUUCAUGCUGGAAUUAAACCACAUGAAUGUGAUGUGUGUCAUAAAAAGUUCACUACGAAGAAUUCUUUAUCUGACCAUAAAAAUAUACAUUCUAAUCUCAAGCCAUAUGAAUGUGAUGUUUGUCAAAAGCGUUUCAAUCAUAAAAGUCAUUUAUCUCAGCAUAAAAAAACUCAUUUACAUGAGAAACCAUAUGAAUGUGAUGUGUGUCAUAAAAAGUUCACUACGAAGUAUUCUUUAUCUGACCAUAAAAAUAUACAUUCUAAUCUCAAGCCAUAUGAAUGUGAUGUUUGUCAAGAGCGUUUCAAUCAUAAAAGUCAUUUAUCUCAGCAUAAAAAAACUCAUUUACAUGAGAAACCAUAUGAAUGUGAUGUGUGUCUUAAAAAGUUCAAUUCGAAGAAUUAUUUAUCUGACCAUAAAAAUAUACAUUCUAAUCUCAAGCCAUAUGAAUGUGAUGUUUGUCAAAAACAUUUCAAUCUAAAAGGUCAUUUAUCUCAGCAUAAAAAAACUCAUUUAUAUGAGAAACCAUAUGAAUGUGAUGUGUGUCUUAAAAAGUUCAAUUCGAAGAAUUAUUUAUCUGACCAUAAAAAUAUACAUUCUAAUCUCAAGCCAUAUGAAUGUGAUGUUUGUCAAAAACGUUUCAAUCUUAAAUGUCAUUUAUCUCGGCAUAAAAAAACACAUUUACAUGAGAAACCAUAUGAAUGUGAUGUGUGUCAUAAAAAGUUUGCUCAGAGGUCCCAGUUAUCUCGACAUCAAUUGACUCAUUCUGGGCUUAGGCCACAUGAAUGUGAUGUUUGCCAUAAAAAGUAUACUCACAAAAAUCAUUUAUUGGAGCAUAAAAAGAUUCAUUCAGGCAGUCCACUUGAGCCUCAUGAAUGUGAUGUGUGUCAUAAAAAGUUUGCUAAUAAAUCUAAUUUAAAUACACACAAAAUUAUUCACUCUGGACAUAAGCCUCAUGAAUGUGAUGUGUGUCAUAAAAAGUAUGGUCAGAGGUACAAGUUAUCUCGACAUCAAAUGACUCAUUCUGGGCUUAAGCCACAUGAAUGUGAUGUGUGUCAUAAAAAGUUUGCUCAUAAAUCUAGUUUAAAUACACACAAAAUUAUUCACUCUGGAAAUAACUAAGCCAUAAAAAGUCUUGUCAGCGAAGUUAUUUAUCUAUGCAUUAAAAGAUUCAUUCAGGAGACAAAAGACAUGAUGAAUGUGAUGUGUGUCAUAAAAUGUUUUCUUGGAUAUCUUCUCUAUCUAUCCAUCAGAAGUCUCAUUUAGGAAAUUAGCCUCCUGAAUUUAUGUUGGUCAUAAAAUUCUUGUUCACAAGGAUCACUAAUCUUUAUGAUAAAAUGAUGAAUUUUGCACGGAGGUCACAAAGUGGAGACAGAAAAUAUGACUUUGAUGUUUGUCAUUUAAAAAGUUCUCACUGUCAUUAGGUGUCUUAUACAGGAUAUAAUCCUCAUCAUUCUAUUAUUUGUCAUAGAGAAUAAUAGGCCUACAAAUGUAUUGGCUAUCUAAACAUUUCAUUUUAAAAAUUAGCAGAUACAAUGUUUUUUUAAACUUGUUUAAAUUGUCAGAAUUUUUUCUUGUAAACAUUUGAAACAUCAGCCUGUUGUCCAUUUGUAUGAUGUCACUAAGAAUGCAGUUAAGGCAAGGUUGAAAAUUUAAUUUUGUUAAAUUAUGCAACAACAAUUCCUAAAUAGUCACACAAGAGAAAAAACACUUCAAUGAAAGAAUGGAUGUCAUAAAUCAUCACAGCACAUUCUUUACGAUUACCUUGUUUGAUACACACACACACACACACACACACACACACACACACACACACACACACAUAUAUAAAACAAUGAAGAAACAAUGUUGUCUUCUGCACUGUGGCAGGUUCAAUGACUUACUUUAUUGUUGCAAAAUAAAUCUUGUACAAUGCAGUUUCACUAAUACAUGUUAUGGACAAACAUGUUCAUGUAAUAUUCAUACAAGUUUUUUUUUUUAAUCAUACAACCUCUGUUUCUCUGAUAUAAUUUCA
Messenger RNA from Physella acuta, 3662 nucleotides. RefSeq names its product zinc finger protein 271. Gene Ontology annotation, biological process: regulation of DNA-templated transcription. The record is from RefSeq and is a predicted model, not a curated record. NCBI's taxonomy places the organism in Eukaryota, Metazoa, Mollusca, Gastropoda, Physidae. Gene Ontology annotation, molecular function: DNA-binding transcription factor activity, RNA polymerase II-specific; RNA polymerase II cis-regulatory region sequence-specific DNA binding.